AGGGAACGUGGGUGCGGCCGCCGGGAGUGAGCUCGGACGCCGGGUUCCCGCUAGGGCCGGGGCUCAUCUGCCUUCAGUCAGCCGCUGAGCGGGGCCCAGGACUUGGUGCUCGCAAAGCUGCUCGCGGACUGAGCACGAUGAGGCGGACUGUGCUGCGGUUUUGUAACUCCAGCAAGGGGCUUCUCACUCCUGGCAGAGGACUGACUCAAGGAUCUCUGAAUCUGGAGAAACAGAGAUUCAUCUACACUCAUAAUGGAUGUACAACUAUACACGUGAAUAAUGUUCGUGCUAAAUUGCGGGAGAUAGUAGGAGUGUCCACUAACUAUCAAGACCAUGUGAGAGCAAUGGAGGAAAGAAAAUUACUCCGUAGUUUUUUGGCUGAGUCGCAGGAACAACUGCCACCUAGGAGGAUGAAAGACAGUUACAUCGAAGUUCUCCUGCCUUUGGGCACUCAGCCUGACUUGCGGGAGAAAUAUCUGACUGUUAAAAACACCGUGAGAUUUGGCAGAAUUCUCGAGGACCUUGACAGCUUAGGAGUUCUUGUUUGCUACACGCAUACCAAAAUUGAAGCAGCGAAGAUGUCUCCUUUAUCAAUAGUUACAGCCCUGGUGGACAAAAUUGAUAUGCGUAAGAAAAGCUUAAGCCCAGAACAGGACAUCAAGCUUACUGGCCAUGUUAGUUGGGUCGGUAAGACAUCCAUGGAAGUGAAGAUGCGGAUGUUUCAGUUUCAUGACAAAGAAUUUUUGCCUGUUUUGGAAGCAACAUUUGUAAUGGUGGCUCGUGAUUCUGACAACAAAGGGCCAGCAUUUAUAAAUCCACUAAUUCUUGAAAGCCCAGAGGAAGAAGAGCUCUUUAGACAAGGAGAACUGAACAAGGGGAAAAGGAUUGCCUUUUCCUCUGCAUCGUUACUGAAAAUGGCUCCCAGUGCAGAGGAGAGGACAACUGUCCACGAGCUGUUUCUUAGCACACUGGAUCCGAAGACCAUCAGUUUUCAAAGUCGAGUUUUGCCCCCUAAUGCAGUAUGGAUGGAGAACUCAAAACUGAAGAGCCUGGAAAUCUGCCACCCUCAGGAGCGGAACAUUUUCAAUCGUAUCUUUGGUGGUUUUCUUAUGAGGAAAGCUUAUGAACUUGGAUGGGCUACUGCAUGUAAAUUCUGUGGUUCCCAGCCAUUUGUAGUAGCUGUGGAUGAUAUCAUGUUUCAGAAGCCUGUUGAAGUUGGAUCAUUGUUGUUUCUUUCUUCCCAGGUUUGUUUUACUCAAGGCAAUUACAUUCAAGUCAGAGUUCACAGUGAAGUGGCCUCUCUUCAUGAUCAAGCACAUACAACCACCAAUGUUUUUCAUUUCACAUACAUGUCAGACAAAGAGGUGCCCUUGGUUUUCCCCAAAACAUAUGGAGAGUCCAUGUUGUAUUUAGAUGGGCGGCGCCAUUUCAGCUCCAUGACUUUGCCUGUGAAUAUAAGAGAGGUUUCUGCUAUGGAGCAAUAAGAAAACCCUCAUCUGUUGAAGACCAGUGCUCCACAGUCAUGAUGUGGAGUACUCCAUACUCAUGAUGAAGGCCUGAUGAAAUGUAUUUUCUUUAGGAUUUAUUCUUAUCCUUGAUAGAGAAGAAUGAAUGCAGCUUUUUGGAAAUCAGAAACCAGGAUGAGUGGCUUGGUAGAGCUACUAAAUAGUAAAUACUCCCCAAGAAGCUUUUAUUGUAAACAUGCCAUUGUGCAUAUUGUCUGCUAAAUUUAUAAAUCAUUGGAUACAUUAUUUUUCAUGCACAAGUUACAUCUUGGGACUCUUGGUGUAUAGCAUUUAAGCCAAGGUAUUGAGGACAUUUCUGUGUGUGUGUUUGUGUUAAUGGAAAUAAACUCCAGGAUCUCACACACGUGAGUUAUGCUCUGCUGCUGAGCUACAUAUAUUACUAUCCCCUGAACAGCAUUUUAAGCCUGAUUAUUGCUGAAAUUCCCCUUUUAUUCUGAAAAUCCCAUUGCCACAUUUUAUUUGUAUGUAUUUUUGGUAUGCUUGUAUUUCAAAUUUUUGUUGUUAGCAGAUGUUAGAUGAUACAUUGGGAUGAACAGAUUGAGCAAAAAAUAAUGGCAUCAAAAGAGUCAUACCAAGAAGGGUCCAGAGCAUUAGAUGAAGAAUCCCAAGAUGACUUGUUUGUUCAUUAUUUUCUAAAAACAUUUUUACUGAAGUGACAUUGUAUGUGUUCAUUAAACAUAGCCAGACAGGGGCCAGAGCAAUAGCACAGUGGGUAGGGCAUUUGCCUUGCACGCGACCGACCCAGGUUCAAUCCCCAACAUCCCAUAUGGUCCCCCAAGCACCGCCAGGAGUAAUUCCUGAGUGCAAAGCCAGGAGUAACCCCUGAACAUCGCUGGGUGUGACCCAAAAAGCAAAAAAAAAAGAAAAAACAACAUUGACCAGACAGCUCUUCAGCACAUUCCACUAGGGUCCUGGCAAGACAUAUCUGAUGCAAACACAAAGCAAUACAAGUAACAGUUGCCUCUGCCUAUAGACCAUUUACUAUGUGCUAUGCAGGCACUACCCCAAUCUAACUAACUCAUUUAAUUCUUCCACCGGUGGUAUGAGGUUGAUCUGUAACCAUCUCUUGAGUUAGAUCACUCAGGAAACUGAAGCAUGGAGAGCUUAUGUCCCUUGCUCGAGGUCCCAGAGUAAGUGGUAUUGGGAUUCAGAAUCAGACAGUGUGGGUCUUGAAGUCCCUUUUAUGUGUUUGUUUUGGUGGUCCAUACCUGGUGGUGGUCUGAGACCUGUUCUUAGUUCUAUGCUCACGAGUGCCCCUGGCAUUGCUCAGAUCAUAUGUGGUACCAGGGAUUGAAACAGGGUCAGCUGCAAGGCCUCAUGCAAGGCAAGUUUUUUAAUUCCCCAUACUCUCUCUCUCCUCCCUCCCUCCCUUCCUCCCCCUGACACCUCAUACUCUUGUCAGUACACUGUGCUGCUUCUGGGAAUAUAGAAUAUACCCAAUACCUGCAUCAGCGAGGACCCCAAAGAAAUGUAUUCCUGUGAGUCUGUAGCCACGAUGCAGUUCCUUCCUUGUCGGGCCUGGAAAUUGAUCGAUUGCAGAGGGGACAAAACCUAGGCCAUACAGAAGGAAAAUGCCACUUCAGGCAAGGUAGCUCAGUCAUUUCAGAACCUUCUAGGUUUCUUUUCAAUAGUUCAUCUCAGUUGAGAAUAUAUUGAAACUCCGUCAACAUUGACAGGACCUAUGACACAAAACUGUAUUGAAACUGCAGUCAACAUCGACAUGACAGGUGUCUGGCACAAAUAAUCAUGGGAACAAAGGCAAUGCCUGUAGUUGUGCAAUUCUAGUUGGAAAUCCAGCCCCUACUGUACUGUAGUGGCUUGCUGACUUGUGUCUUAAUGCUCUGGCACUAUUUGAAGCCUCAUUUUUCCUUUUGCAGUCUUUAGCACAUCUUCAUUAAACCCAAUGGGGUUCCCCUGAUAGCUGGUGAAAGGUAAUGAUCCUAGGAAGUUGUGGAGCUGCAUUAAGCGGAAUUUGGUUAUGAUACCCACAACACGCUAUUUGUUGCAUAGAUUAUAAAUUUUACAUUUCACCAGUUCUUUUGUACCUGAAGGUCUUUCUAGAACUUGCCUCAACAUAUAUAAGCAUGUGCUGUAUCACUUGAGCUACAUUUCUGGUACCAAAAAUUACAUUUGUUGACUGUUAACUGUCUUUGUCUGAAUUAUACUGAUUAAACUUAGGAAUUUGCUUACAGUUCUCUUAGUUCAGUAACUCGUUUGAUUCAUUUUCAAUAUCGCAAUCUUAACACCAAAUCUGUUAUAGAAUAAAGAUUUUUGCAUUGUGUGAAA
Sorex araneus (European shrew) is the source of this 3812-nucleotide messenger RNA. Its product is annotated as acyl-coenzyme A thioesterase 9, mitochondrial. The record is from RefSeq and is a predicted model, not a curated record. Gene Ontology annotation, biological process: acyl-CoA metabolic process. Gene Ontology annotation, cellular component: mitochondrion. The transcript has 16 exons. The coding region runs from base 138 to 1484 and encodes 448 amino acids. Gene Ontology annotation, molecular function: fatty acyl-CoA hydrolase activity. Lineage: Eukaryota; Metazoa; Chordata; Mammalia; Eulipotyphla; Soricidae.